UCCCAGCUGAUGAGCUGAUCGCGACGAGUGAAGGCAAAAAAGCUAUUUUUUAAUGUUUUAAAGCGCUUUUAACUGUGAAUUUUUUUUAUCACGUAUUACCGACCUCGCGUUCAUCCCACGGACGAAUAAUACUAUGACGAUGUCAGCUACAAGGAGACAAAUGUCGGAGAAACAGAGGACGAAGAAGAUGAGCAAAGCGCAGCUGCAGCUGGCCGUGAUAAAAAAGAAGCAAUGCGACGCGAAAGCUCUCGCGAUAGUUGUGCAGCUUCUGGAACCGCACGUGGAUCCCGACUGGCUCCUUCAGAAUCUGGGACUCAUAAGCAAGAGCCACAUGGAAGACGUGAUAGAGGAGAGAGCGAUAGUAAAGCUGUGCGGUUACGUUCUCUGUUCGAACCAACUGACUGUCAUUAUCCGACAGAAGUAUCACAUAUCGACGAGCAAGAAUAAAGUGUACGACGUCAGCAAGCGGAAGAACUUUUGCAGCUCGUCGUGCUACGGGGCGGCCAAUUAUCUUCUGGAGCAGAUGCUUGAGAGUCCAUUGUGGAUGAGAGAGAAAGAGGACAUACCGGUCUUUCAGAUUCUGCCUCUGAGUUCUAAAUCUACGCAGUGCGGGGACGAGAUCGACGUUGCUGGAAUUAAACUGUCGCAAAAUGCAGAUGCUGACAAUAAUGACGACAGCAAAGGAUCUAUGGAACAUAACGCGACCAAGCAGACGGAAAAAGAUGCGGCGUGCAAUGUAUCGAGCCCUGAGAAAGGAGAGAUCUGCAACUCCCAUUCAUUGAACGAGAUUCCAUAUUUGUCCAACUCUAAUCGCGAGACGCAUUCAUGGGAGCUACGCAAUCAAGAAAGUGAAGACUGUGAUUCGGAAGAAUUUGCAAAUCGUGGAAGUAACUACGAUAACAAUAUCCAGCAAGUAGAUAACCUGGAGAAUUUGGAAAUAGAAGUCGCUGGCCAAUCUGAGAAUAUUCUACACUUGCAUAAACACAAUAAGGAUACAGAAAGUAAAAAUAUCAAUGUAAAUAUAUGUGAUAAUGAUGAAGCGUUGCAGCCUCAAUUCGAUGAAAUAGGUAAUGAUCAAAAUGACACUAGUGAAAGGUUGCAGCUUCAAUCAGUCGAAAUGAGUGACAAGAACGAUGAAAAUAAAAAAAGAUUACAGUCUCAGUUAGAUGAAAUAAAUAAUAGCCCUAAUAAUGGAAAAAUGAUACAAUCUCAAUCGGACAAAAUGUGUAGUAGUAAUAAUACUGUAAUCUCUUCUGCAUCUGCGUGCAGUGAACAUAAAAAAAUAGGAGAAGCAAAGAAAACUAAUAAAUGUAAAAAGUACAAGCCGAAAAAAGCUGACAAUGCAGAAGUACAAAACAAUAUUUGUCAAAAUCUCGCGAUGCAUGUUGAACAGAGCGUUAGAGAAUGGAUUACAAAAGAUACGCUUUGCCUUCUAAUCGGCGAGGCGGAUGAGAAGAAUCAGUUGUUAGAGAAACUUACGCAGUACGACAGGUACCAGAAGUUGUGUAAAAAGUUAGACAAGCUGCAAGUGCAGGAUGAAAAGGAGGAUCGUGUCGAUUUAGAGAGAAACGAAACGAGAGAGAAAAAGCUCAAACCUUUACCUCACUUCUCUGUGCUCCAAGAGGAUGGAAAGAAAAUGGAAUUAAAGGUACGUGCGUUUUACGAAGGACGAAUGACAAUUCCACCACCUGAGGGUAGCGCCAAAGAAUCGGAAAGUAAUGAUAACGAUGAGCCUGUAUUACCAUUAACAGGCAGUCACACGCCUAAUGCACUUCGUCGCCGAAUUUUCUUGGACAACCUUCAUAAAAUAUUACCAGAUUUGAUGCGCGCUUUAACGACCAACGGGAAUAUUUCUUCACUGGCACAAUAUACUUAUAAUAAUGAGAGGUACUCAUUAAUCAAGAUUUUGAUUACCACUUUUAAUUUAUCUGCUGCAAAUAUUGUCUUCAAAAACGCCGAAUGGACACUCGUGGGACUUGUAGUCAUUAAAAUGUUGAGCUUGAUUGAUACACAACUACAAUUGUUGCUCCGAUCUAAGCAAGCCUCAAUGUACACGUCUAUGAGUCUCACAACGUACAAAUUAGAUUCCAAUUAUUUAGACAGACUUAUAAUGGACAUUACAAACAAUGUAGGCGCAUCUAAAUAGGACGAUAAAUAAUAAAAAACUGAAAUAGUUUCAUAAAUAUUAAAA
Temnothorax curvispinosus is the source of this 2191-nucleotide messenger RNA. RefSeq names its product putative RNA polymerase II subunit B1 CTD phosphatase RPAP2. The record is from RefSeq and is a predicted model, not a curated record. The transcript is spliced from 7 exons. Gene Ontology annotation, cellular component: nucleus; cytoplasm. Gene Ontology annotation, molecular function: RNA polymerase II CTD heptapeptide repeat phosphatase activity; RNA polymerase core enzyme binding. Lineage: Eukaryota; Metazoa; Arthropoda; Insecta; Hymenoptera; Formicidae. The coding region runs from base 134 to 2146 and encodes 670 amino acids.